This is a messenger RNA of Pomacea canaliculata, 1305 nucleotides long. Its product is annotated as 26S proteasome regulatory subunit 10B-like. The record is from RefSeq and is a predicted model, not a curated record. Gene Ontology annotation, cellular component: cytosolic proteasome complex; proteasome regulatory particle, base subcomplex. Gene Ontology annotation, biological process: positive regulation of RNA polymerase II transcription preinitiation complex assembly. Lineage: Eukaryota; Metazoa; Mollusca; Gastropoda; Architaenioglossa; Ampullariidae. The transcript has 13 exons. Gene Ontology annotation, molecular function: ATP binding; ATP hydrolysis activity; proteasome-activating activity.
GAUGUGUCGCGCAUGCGUGUUAGACAGGAAACUAAACCAAGAUGGCUGCUGGAGCGGAUCUUGUGCGAGAAAAGGUUCUCACCGACUACAGAAAAAAGCUCCUGGAACACAAGGAGCUGGAAGCAAGAUUAAAAGAAAUGCGAGAAAACUUGAAAGACCUUACCAAGCAGUAUGACAAAUCAGAAAAUGAUCUUAAAGCUCUCCAGAGUGUUGGACAGAUUGUUGGAGAGGUACUAAAGCAGCUGACAGAAGAAAAAUUCGUUUGAAAGGCAACCAAUGGGCCGCGUUACGUUGUGGGGUGCCGUCGUCAGUUGGACAAGACCAAGCUAAAGCCAGGCACUCGUGUGGCCCUUGAUAUGACAACCCUGACAAUCAUGAGGUACUUGCCUCGUGAAGUGGACCCCUUGGUCUACAACAUGUCAGUGGAAGAUCCUGGAAAUGUUACUUUCAAUCAGAUUGGUGGGCUUUCAGAGCAAGUUCGUGAACUGAGAGAGGUAAUUGAGCUUCCUCUCCUAAACCCUGAGCUUUUCCAGCGAGUAGGAAUCACUCCUCCAAAAGGUUGUUUACUCUUCGGACCACCAGGCACAGGCAAGACACUACUGGCCCGUGCUGUGGCCAGUCAGCUGGACUGCAACUUCCUCAAGGUUGUCUCCAGUGCAAUUGUUGACAAGUAUAUUGGAGAGAGUGCGCGCCUGAUUCGAGAAAUGUUUGCCUAUGCCCGAGACCAUGAGCCUUGCAUCAUUUUCAUGGAUGAGAUUGAUGCAAUAGGUGGGCGAAGGUUUUCAGAAGGAACUUCUGCUGAUCGUGAAAUCCAGCGAACACUCAUGGAGCUGCUGAACCAGAUGGAUGGUUUCGAUGCCCUGGGGCAGGUGAAGAUGAUAAUGGCAACUAAUCGUCCGGAUACACUUGAUCCUGCCCUGCUACGACCUGGACGGUUAGACAGGAAGAUAGAAAUACCACUUCCAAAUGAGCAGGCUCGUUUAGAGAUUUUAAAAAUCCACGCCAACCCUAUUGCAAAGCAUGGAGAGAUUGACUGGGAGGCUGUGGUCAAGCUGUCGGAAGAUUUCAAUGGUGCAGAUUUGCGAAAUGUUUGCACCGAGGCUGGGAUGUUUGCCAUUCGUGCUGAACGAGACUAUGUUAUGGAGGAAGAUUUCAUGAAGGCAGCUCGAAAAGUCUCGGACAACAAGAAACUGGAGUCAAAAUUGGACUACAAGCCUGUGUGAUCAGUCAGGACCUAGGACUUUCACUGUUUUGAGAACACUUUAAAAUGUUGUGGUUUGAUUUAAUUAAAUAUUGUAUGAGCUA